UUACAUGUUACGUCACACAAACAUGGCCGACACCUGGAUUUGCGGCGGCAGUUUUUAAUUUGCUGCUUUCUUACUAUCAUUUUGUCUCAAAAUCCCUUCGUGUAAUACUAAAAGCAUUGGUUCUAGAGUCACAGUUUGGCUUUAUCUUAUUUUUUUCCAGCAUUAAUUGAUCCUAGUAUAAUGUAAACUGUCAAAAACAAGUGUGAGACGAACAUGUUGAGACUAGUCAAACCGAAAUCAUUAAGAUCAACGGUCUUUCAAAUAUGAAUAUUUCUUAUUUAAUAAGGCUAACUUUCAUGUAAGACUUUGUUUUCUACAACACAAAUAACCGACUUAGCGGUCAGUAUUGGGGAAAUCAAAUUUAGAACAGAUAUGAUUUUUAGCCAUAAUAACCCAUUACUGCUGGUGCUUGAAAAAUAAAUGUAGUUAGUAGUAUAUUAUAAGGCCAAACAAAACAGUUGUGUGUUUACUGUCACAUGCUGGAAAAAAAUAGGAUAGGUAGCUAGAAAAAGACCAACAAUGGAAGAGGAAACUACAGUGACAUCUUCAUAUGUGUUUCGUGGUGUGGAAUAUAUUGUUACAAUGAUUGUGCAAGCAGGGAAUACUUUGUCAGUAGAAGUGGAAGAUAGACUAACAGCUGAUCAGUGGAGGGCAACAUUCGAUUCUGCGUAUAUAGAAGAUUUGACACAUAAAACAGGAAAUUUUAAGCAGUUUCAUAUAUUUGUUAGCAUGUUAGAAUCUGCAGUUACACAGUCAAGUGAAAGUGUUUCUUUGGAUUUAUUGACAUAUGCUGAUUUAGAAUCAUUACGACAAAGAAAAACUGGAAGUCUGCCAAAAUCAAAUGUUCCUCAUGGUAAAACAGUGUCUUUGAACUCUAAGCGCUACCUCAUUGUAACAUACACAGUUGAAUUUGAUAGGAUACAUUAUCCUUUACCUUUGCCAUAUAUGGGGAAACCAGAUCCCAGAGCAUUACAAGAAGUUAUAAGACAACAAAGAUCAGAAAUAAAAGCCUUCAGACAACAGGGUGGUAGUGGUGAACAUAAACAUGGUAACAGGGAAUUUGAAAAGUUACAGAAAGACUACAAUCUGAUGCUUAAAGAGAAAGAAGAGCUAGAGGCUGAGUUUCUUCAUUUCCGAAGAGAAGUCAAAACUACCUCCACAGGAAAUGCUGUGAAAGAGAUCAGAAUUCUUAAAGCUCUUACUAAAAGUUUGGAAGAAGACUUAAUGAAGGAAAAAACAAAACACCAAAGAUCAACAACCAAACGAAGUCAAGAAUAUAGAGAUUUACUGGAGGAAGUUGAGGAACUGAGGGCAUCAGAAAGAAACCUAAGAAUAAGAGUGAAAAGUUUAACAAAUGAAUUAGCAGUAUAUAAAAGAGAUAGAAUCAGACCACCACCUCAGAGAUCAUCACGACCUCCAAUUAGGGAAAGGUAUAAUUCAAGGGAAAGAUCAAUGUCAAGGGAGAGGUCAUUAUCUAGAGACAGAUCAUGGUCAAGUGAUCGUUUGUCAGUAAGGAAUUCAUCAUUAAAUAGAGAAAGAAGAUCUUCAAAAGAGAGACCAUCAUCAGCUCCAGAUAGAAGUAGACUAAGUGACAAGUCAUCUUCUUCAUUUAGGAACAAUGUACAUAGACCAAGAAGUAGAACUCCAUCUCCUUCACCUGCUGGUGCUAGAAAUCCAAGGUUUGACCCAACAGCAUAUAUAAAAGAUCAAGAGAGAAAGAAAAAAGAAAUUAAUUUAAAAAAUCAAAGAUCAUCAAGAUCAAAAACCUCAGGAAAUUCUGUUAAGACAAAAGCUUCACCAAGAAGUUAUGUAAAUUAUAGUCAAUUAUCAGGGGGCAGUAGAAAUAGAUCUCGGACGUCAUCAUUUGGCAGUCAAGGUGAAUACAGUGAUGGAGGAUACUCUGACUCAUCUUAUUCAAGACUGAAAACUUACAACAGAAAUUCAGUUCGGUCAAUCAGGAACAAUCGAUCAGCAAACUCAUAUAUGUCAAGUCCAGAUGUUCCACAGAAAACAGUAAGCAGGACUAAGAAUAAUGUGAAAGAUCCAUUAUCAAGUACACCAGACAAUGAUUACAGAACAAAAAGAAAAAGAAGCGUCAAGAACAAAGAAAACUAUGUAGAUAGUGCAGGUGAAGAUAGUGACUACUAUAAUGGAUCUGCUGAGAUUUCUGAAAUUGAUGCUAGACUUAGUAAACUUCAACAACUUAUGAAAAGUAGUAUAGACUGAGUUUGGAAUAUUUAUAUUGUGUUGAUUAGUUGAUGCUACUUUAAAACUAUUAAUACAAUUAAACUGGAUGUCCAUCUGGUCAUGGUUCUAUAUGUUGAGUCUUAUUUAUUAUGUGUUUGACAGAAAAGAUCAUCUCCAUGGAGUUACUCUUGAUUUUGAUAAAAUAAAUCUUUGGUGAAUUCAGCAUUAACUGUUAUUUAAUAUUUGUAUUUGUAGCAUUAAUGUCUGUAGCUGAGCUAACUUAUUAUUAUUUAGUUACUUUACAAAGCAUAUGUUUGAACCACUUUAGUACCAGUCGGGAGGGAACGACGUACACUGUCUAUUUAACUUUCAUGAAUGUUAUUCAUUUGUAUGACCAAUACCAUAAUGUUGCAUGUUUUCCUAUUUGCAUGCCAUAUAUGAGAAGGGUAUCACAAUAUUUACUUUGUUACAUACAGUUGUUGUACUGUUUGUUAAGCUUAACAAGCAGGGUUAUUCAUGCUCUGAGUUUAAUCAUAUUUCAUUUUAAAUACAAUUUUAUAAUAAAUCUGAUAAACUUUUCAUUAUGUGUAGAUAUGAUAUUUUAUUUAUUUAACUGUAGCUGUGUAAACCAUUCAGACAUGCAUUUAUUAAAUAUGCAAUUUUAAGAAUUAAAUACAUUUUAAAAGAA
This is a messenger RNA of Mytilus trossulus (common blue mussel), 2875 nucleotides long. RefSeq names its product centrosomal protein CCDC61-like. The transcript has 16 exons. NCBI's taxonomy places the organism in Eukaryota, Metazoa, Mollusca, Bivalvia, Mytilida, Mytilidae. The coding region runs from base 520 to 2226 and encodes 568 amino acids. Gene Ontology annotation, cellular component: centrosome. The record is from RefSeq and is a predicted model, not a curated record.